GACACUGACAACUCACAUCACACAGCCAUACCACCAAGAAACACACAAAGGAACAUUAACACGCUGCCUGUGGACAUCUGAUUGAAAAGUGUUAAACAAGAAAGGAUACUGAGGAGAAGAGUGGGGCGUAACUCACCAACUCACAACCCCUGGACACCUUGCUGAACGAUUGAGAAUUAACUGUGGGAAGACUGGACGUUCAUUUACUGAGAACUCAACCCUCUUCAACCUCCUUCUGAGAAAGAAAAGGAAAAAAAAUAAUCUGGGCUCAGGAUUCUCUAAGGAGCGAUUUUGUUGAUGUUUAAAGUGUUGUAAAGUUUCUGCAGUGAUCAUGGCAUCAACAGGUCUCCAGCUGCUGGGCUUGAUUUUAGGGGUGUUGGGUUGGGUGUUUGGGGCAUUGGUGUGUGCAGCUCCUCUGUGGCGUGUGUCUGCUUUCGUAGGUGGAGAGCUAGUGAUUGCCCAGGUGUUGUGGGAGGGACUGUGGAUGAACUGCCUGUCUCAGACCACAGGUCAGAUCCAGUGCAAGACCUAUGACUCCACCCUGGCCCUGCCCAAGACUGCCCAAGCUGCUCGUGGCCUCACUGUCCUCUCCCUGCUCCUCUGCCUUCUGGCCCUCAUACUCGGGGUGGCAGGGGCCAAGUGCACCCACUGCAUGGGUGACGGUAACCAGGCGUCCAAGGCUCGGAUGGCUAGGAUAGCAGGGGUGCUCUUCCUCGUGGCUGGCCUUGCCUACUUGAUACCCAUCUGUUGGACGGCCUAUGCAAUCAUCAAGGACUUCUAUGAUCCGAAUGUUGCAGCGCCUCUAAAGAGAGAGCUGGGACCAGCGCUAUACCUCGGCUGGGGGUCCAGUCUGCUGCUCCUAGUGGGGGGCUCUCUGCUGCAUGUCGGCUCUUCUCCACCAGGAGGAAGAGUGCUGCCUGUUUUCGGAGGUGCAGCGAAGGACAAUGCACUUACAGGGGCAACGGCAGAGGUGAAGCAGCAGGAAAAAUCUUUUGUAUGAGAUCACUGGAUUGGACAUAAGAUGUUUGAACAAGGUCAGAGGCGAUGACCUCGUUAGACAAGCUUCUGGAAACUGCAAGAUCACAGUCUAAAGAAGGAUAAUCACCCUAUGUUGUGGUUUGCGUUAGUUAUCUGGUAAAGCUGAGUUUGUUUCUUUAAGGUAUAAUGUGGGAUUUCAUUACACUUUUUUUAUUAAUUGCACAGAAACUGGGGUUCUAAUAGAAUUAUACGCUUUCUGUCAAAGUGGGAGUUGCAGUGGAUUGUGGGAGGAUUUUAGAUGUUUAGAUGUUUACUAAUGUGUGUGACUUAACAUUUCUCAAAUUCCACUCUGCCUCUGCUUGUGUUUGUGAGUGUGUGCGUGUGGGUGGUCUGUGUACAGAAGGCCAGUGUACAUAGCACUUCUGUGUAAGCUGGUGUUUUCACUGAAAAUGUGUGGGGACUCAGAGUGAUGCUUGUUUUUCUUUUUAUGCAACUUUUUUUUCUGUGUUUUUUUUUCCUGUGGUAUUCACUUUUUCUGCACUCUUUUGUUGAUAUGAAUUUGUACACCCCUACAGUCCAAGUUUUAGGCCUUUUUUGUUUUACUGCGACAUGAGAAAUGAUUAUUAAUGUAUUCAUGCAAUAUUUAUUCUUACAUAUUAUAAUUUCUAGUAGUAGAAAUUUUGUUAAUUUAUCAAAGAAGAAUUUGUUCCUCAUCUGAACAAAACCGUUUUAAUUUUUCACCUUGUGUUCUCUGACAGUAUUACAAUAGUUCGACACUCACCUUUCUAUCAAGUGACUGUGAUGUAUCAGUGAAUACAGAAGUUUUAAUUUAAUUUAUUUUAUUUUAUGGGAUUAGCUAUGUUAGGAUUAGCAUUAUAGGGUCUAGAGAUGUAACAAGUCUAAUGAUAAUAUAAUAUUUAAUCUCGAUCAAUCAAGAACUUUAUUUGUCCCCUUGGGGGGAAUUCAAGAUCUCUGCUGCCUAACAACUGGCUUAAUGACAUUUUACAGUAUGCAUUACUCAGUACUUGUAUCUCAGUGUUACAUUGCAUUUUCCACUUUCUCUUUUUUGUCACUGACAGCCUUCUGAUGUCUAAUUACUUAUAUACAAUAAAUAUAUGGAUUUGCU
Molecule: messenger RNA, 2104 nt
Organism: Toxotes jaculatrix (banded archerfish)
Lineage: Eukaryota; Metazoa; Chordata; Actinopteri; Toxotidae
Product: claudin-9-like
Exons: 2
Coding region: 332-1000 (222 amino acids)
Biological process (GO): cell adhesion; bicellular tight junction assembly
Cellular component (GO): plasma membrane; bicellular tight junction
Molecular function (GO): structural molecule activity
Source: RefSeq, a predicted model, not a curated record